Messenger RNA from Rattus norvegicus (Norway rat), 1110 nucleotides. The record is from RefSeq and is a predicted model, not a curated record. NCBI's taxonomy places the organism in Eukaryota, Metazoa, Chordata, Mammalia, Rodentia, Muridae.
UCCAAGAACCACAUGGUGGUUUACAACUGUGCGGUCACUCCAAUUCCAAGGGAUUUAACACCCUCUUCUAGUCUCAGUGGGCUCUGGGACACACGGAAUACACACAAACUCAUGGGGACACACAAACUAAUUAAUAGAGACAUACAUUUAGUCGGGAAUGCAGGUAUGAUGGUGCACACCUUUAAUUCUAGCACUGGGAGAACAAAGGCAGGUGGAUCUCUGAGGCCAGCCUGGUCUACAGAGCGAGCUCCAGGCUGGCUAGGCUAUAUAGGGAGACCCUGACUCAAAAAGAUAAAAAUUUAAAUAAAUUCAGAAUCUGUCCUUGGGACUCAACAAGGACAAGCUACUUCCAACAGACUGUACAAAAAAGAAUGAAGGUUGACACACAGUUAAGGGGGGCUAUCAAUCUCUUGCCUUAAGGACUCUCCUGGCCUCACAGGCUAAAAGACAAGGCAGGAUGGGUAGAAGAUGGGUUGGGGAGGGACCAGCCCUGGCUCCGCCCUUCCCACUUGAGAGCCAUGGAGAGCCCAGGUCCUGGUGAACUACCCCUGGUGCAAGCGCCCUACACUGUUCUGCUGCUACCCCUGGGGACAAGCCAUCAAGACCCAGGGGCCCAGAACUUCUUCCUCUGGCUGCAGAUGAUGCAGGCUCUGGAGAGGGAACAAGAUGCUCUGUGGCAGGGCCUGGAGCUGCUGGAGCAUAGCCAAGCCUGGUUUGCAGACCGUCUGAGGGAAACACAGCAACGGCAGCUGCAGCUGGGGGCCCUUGACUUCGGGGAGGGGGCUUGUGGAGUCAGGUUGAUUCGGCCUUGCCCGUAUCCACUGGAAAAACUGAUUCCUGUGCAGCCCAGGGCCAGGAGGGAAUGCCAAGGCAGAGAACUUGUGGCAGCGAUGGGAGUUGUCAAAGCAGCAGAAAGGAGUCAGCCAUCGAACAGGAGAGGUGAUCAGCCAGGCUCCCCCACCAGGAGCAAAGGGGCCUACCCUUGUGUAAACCCUCCCCUCCCUGCACUGGUGUAAGGAGUGGGGUUGGAGUCAGAGUCCCCUGCCCCUGCCCCUGCCCCCCUCAUCUAUUUAAUCUUCAUUCAGCAGCCAGUGGCUCCAGGCUGAGAAA